Molecule: messenger RNA, 1806 nt
Organism: Tigriopus californicus
Lineage: Eukaryota; Metazoa; Arthropoda; Copepoda; Harpacticoida; Harpacticidae
Product: histone-lysine N-methyltransferase, H3 lysine-79 specific-like
Exons: 1
Coding region: 1-1806 (601 amino acids)
Source: RefSeq, a predicted model, not a curated record
AUGGGUUAUCAAUACUCACUCUUGGCCUUGCUCUUCCUCAGCACCGUGAUUGUUGGUGAAGCGUUUCCUCAAGCCCAACCUUUGGUGGAGCUGAGCGAAUUGGACUCGCAAGAAGGUUCUGGUCUGGGCCCCUCUACUGGUAAGGCCCUUAUUGAUUCCGCCUCAUCGUCUGUUCCAAGCGCCACCACCGCUACAACGGCCUCUGUUCGUACUAGCACAUUUUGGAGAUAUGUUCCCCUCAAUAGCCUCACUAUUGGAGACAUGAUUUCCCAGAAAGAUAAUGAAACGUCAACCGAGUCAUCGGAAUCGGAUGACAGGCCGGUCAAGUUGAAACCACUUGGCCAACCCCAGCAAUGGUGGUCGUAUUUUUCGGGUAAAGGCGAUAAACCCCCACGGGUGAAUGUCGCCAUUCCCAGGACAACGACUCCUAUUUACGAGCCGACCAAAAGUGACGAACCCGAGACAAAUAUGAAUGGGAGUGAAAAUGAUUCACUUGUUCAAGGUAACGGAGAGCAAACCCGCAUUUCUUUGAAUGUGGUGGAUCAGUCCAGUCCAGAUCUGGAAAAGGAGGAAGAGGAACAUCCACUGGAAGCAACGAUCAAAGAAGCAUCGGAUGAUAGGCCUCCUCAAGCCACAACAAUCAAAACGUUCACAACCAAGAGAAGACCACGGCCAACGAUCAACCGAUUCGUGGGAUCAACCAAUUUCUAUCGUCCGAAGCCGUCUAGAUUGACGGCCUUUCUCUCUCAAGCAAAAAGGCCAGUGGCACCGGUUCGAAACGGCUAUCAGAGUUUAGUAAUUGUGAAUCAGAGGACUCAAGCCCAAAGCUCAAAGGUGACCAAGACUCCCGAAAGAGGUAACGAACAGCAGCAGAGUGGCGAAAACCAGACGAAACCUGUUCAAGAAAAUAGACAGCAAGAUGAUAAUGAUGACAACAACGCUAACAACAACAUCAACAAUAACAACAACAACAACGAUUUGGAAAGUGAAACUCUAACGCCAUCAACCGUGAACACCGAAAGCGAUAUCGAAGAAGAAAGUACUUCCCUCCCUGAUUGGUACCUCACGGUUUACCCCAAUUUAGGAACCAAUCGAAAACCAUCGGGUACCAUGAAGCGUCCAGUUAAAUACAGUUCGAGCCCGAGUUUGAAAGAGCGUAUUGCUGAAAACUAUGACGAAAAAAUCCCUUUUCCAACCUUUCUACAAGCUAUUGGAGGAUCAAGUGUGAUUAACACGGCAGAGAGGCCUCACCAGGAUGUCGAGGAGCCCAUUGCAACUUGUUCAGAGGAAGAUGAUGAUGAAGCGUGUGACGAGAAAGAGCCUGACACAGAUACGACCACUUUGGCAGGGUCCGACCGACCGUCAGAUAUUAUCACAGACGAAUCUCCCUCAGUGGAUGAACAAAUCGAGACAUCCACUCUUUCCAACAAUGAGGAGACUUCAGAGACAGGUCUUUCUUUAGCACCAAUCGAAUCCCCAAGCCCAUCCUUGCCGACUUUUGCUCCCCUCAGGCCUUUGUCUUCGACUUCCGUUACACCCAUGGCAUCAACCCCAAGCCCAGUUGUUGUUUCUUCUUCACCUCCCCCGUCUUCUCCUGUUCCCUCAUCCCCACCGUCAACAUUGAUCCAAAGCGAUUUUACGGCAGAGUCUCCAGUUGUAUCCUUUCAGCCGACUUUUGAAAACCAAUUGGACGAUUUGAUCUCAGUAAAUAUCAGAUUGCUCUCCACCUACCAAAGUCAAGUGAAUCUUCAGAAACAGAUUUUGGACAAGCUGCGAAAGCUGAGGCAAUCUGUUGCGUCCUCUUAG